Molecule: messenger RNA, 399 nt
Organism: Oikopleura dioica
Lineage: Eukaryota; Metazoa; Chordata; Appendicularia; Copelata; Oikopleuridae
Source: the annotation of a GenBank genome assembly
AUGGGUAUGCAAAUGUUUGACGAUAUCAUGAAGAACGUCCAGAAGGAACUUCAGGAACAAGUUCACAAGGUCAAGGCCAUCGAUGCGGAGCGACAAGCCAUGGGCCGUCGAAUUGGACAGCUCGAGAGCCAAAUCGCCGAGUGCAAAGUCGUGCUCAUGGAACUCAACAGCGCUCCAGAAGACGCCAAGUGCUACAAAAUCCUCGGCCCAGUCCUUCUCGACCAGAGCCUCGCCCAGUCUAAGGAAAAUAUCGUCAAACGCGGCGAUUUGCUCAACAGCGAGCUCAACAAGAUGAAGAAACUGAUCGCCGACUGCAUCGAAAAGUUUAAAAGCGAGAAGCAGGCGCUCGAUGAGCUCAAUGCAAAAGCGAAGCAAAUCAAAGAAGCCCUCGAAAACUAA